This is a messenger RNA of Erythranthe guttata (spotted monkey flower), 1644 nucleotides long. The record is from RefSeq and is a predicted model, not a curated record. Lineage: Eukaryota; Viridiplantae; Streptophyta; Magnoliopsida; Lamiales; Phrymaceae.
UAUAAGUCUGCAACAUACCACAAUCCUUGAUUUUCCAGAAUGUUUAUUUAUAUAAGCCGCGAGCAAUGCAUAUCUUAUGUAUAAACAAACACGAAAAAAGCCAUGGAUUUCAUCACACUUUUCUCCCUAGGAUUAGUAUUCAUCCUCAUCUUAAUGACAGCUGUCCAAACGAUCUCCACAAGGGGCAAAAAGCUUCCCCCCGGCCCCACUCCGCUGCCCCUCAUCGGCAACCUCCACUUGCUCGGCGACCAGCCCCACAAGUCCUUGUGCCGUCUAGCCAAGACUCACGGCCCACUCAUGUACCUCCGCCUCGGCUUCAUAAACACCGUAGUGAUUUCCUCUGCCGAAAUGGCUAAGGAAGUAUUGCAGAAGCAUGACCUGGCCUUUUCCAGCCGGUCGAUUCCGAAUGCUAUACACGCCCACGAUCAGUUCAAGUACUCCGUGGUGUGGCUUCCGGUGGGGCCCAGGUGGCGCAGCCUACGGAAAGCCCUCACUGCCAACAUGUUCUCCAGCAGCCGCCUCGACUCCGGACAGAAGCUCAGGUGCAGAAAGGUGCAGGAGCUCGUCGACUACUGCCGGAGCGGUGAGGUGGUGGAUGUGGGGCGGGCGGCGUUUAGGACUUCGUUGAAUUUGCUGUCCAGCACUAUUUUCUGCAAAGAUUUGACGGACCCUUUUUCGGAUUCGGCCAAGGAAUUCAGGGAUCUUGUGUGGAAUAUCAUGGUGGAGGCGGGCAAGCCUAAUCUCGUGGAUUUUUUUCCGAUUCUGGGAAAAUUGGAUCCACAAGGUGUAAGACGACGAACGACGGUUCAUUUUGGAGAGUUGCUUUAUCUUUUUGGUGGUUUGAUCGAUGAAAGACUCGAAAAGGGAAAGUCCGAUCAAAAUGCUGAUGUAAUGGACGUGCUUCUCGCCGCCUGGAAGGAGAAUCCAGAAGAAAUUGAUCGGACUCACAUCGAACGCAUGUGCUUGGACUUAUUUAUCGCCGGAACUGAUACAAGCUCCAGUACAGUGGAGUGGGCUAUGGCGGAGGCUCUAGCAAACCCAGAGAUCAUGAAGAAAGCCAAAGCGGAGCUCGAGGAAAUCGUCGGAAAAGGAAAAGUUCUAGAAGAAGCAGACAUCUCACGCCUCCCUUACCUCCGAUGCAUGGUGAAGGAGACACUCAGGCUCCACCCGCCGGUGCCGUUCCUGAUCCCGCGCAGGGUGGAGGAUGACGUGGACGUUUGCGGCUACACGGUGCCGAAGAACUCGCAGGUGCUGGUCAACGCCUGGGCGAUCGGAAGGGACGCCGGAAUAUGGGAGAAUCCGCUGGAAUUCAAACCGGAGAGGUUCGUCGGAUCGGAAGUUGACGUGAAGGGAAGGGAUUUCGAGCUAAUCCCGUUCGGCGGGGGGAGAAGGAUAUGCCCUGGAUUGCCGCUCGCCGUGAGAAUGGUGCCGAUGAUGGUGGGAUCGCUUCUGAAUUCGUUCGAUUGGAAGGUUGAAGAAGAGAUUAUUGACAUGGAAGAGAAAUUUGGAAUUACGUUGCAGAAGGCUCGUCCUCUGCUAGCUAUCCCCAUUCCUCUGUUCUGAAUUCCCUAAUUCCAAUUUUCCAUUUUUUCUGAUUUUUUGGAAUGAAAAUUGGAAUAUACCCCAGAGCGGGAUUUCGAUUUU